This is a messenger RNA of Callithrix jacchus (white-tufted-ear marmoset), 1608 nucleotides long. RefSeq lists its product as uncharacterized. The record is from RefSeq and is a predicted model, not a curated record. NCBI's taxonomy places the organism in Eukaryota, Metazoa, Chordata, Mammalia, Primates, Cebidae.
AUGCCCUACCCUCACCGCCUUGGCUACCGGCUAGCUGGUCCUACCAUUCGAUCUCCCACUGAUGUCAUUGGUCCCUCCAUGGCCUCCAGGCUGGAGGGACGCCGGCAGUGCCCACCUCGGAAACCAAAGAAGUACUCGCGCAGUGCCUGCAGGGUGGGCGCAGAAAGGGAGCUGCUGCCACUGUCUGGAGGUUGGGCCCAUGGUGUCACUGGCACUGUGGCUAGUGUGCAGCCCCGGAGCCACGCCCAGCCCCAGCACAGCCCAGACCUGGAUGUCUUCACUGUGCCUCCUCGGCCCGCUGCCCUCUGCCUGUGCCAGGGCCUAGAAACAGUGCCCGAGCGCAGCCAGCAGAGUCCUGCUGGGACAGCAUCGAGCAAGGAGAGGGGAGGAAGAGGUGACCGAAUCCAAACUGCUGAGCCUCUGAGCCAGCAGGAGCGGAUGAGGGGUCUGGGCCUGCACAGGAUGCUUGAGUGUCACGAUGGGCGGGGAUCCUUAGGCCCCAAGCGCUCCGCGGCGGAGCUGUCCCCAAAUCUGAGCCCCAGCUUCUCCGGGCCCGGAAGGAAGCCGCGGAGGAGGAGAAGGUGGCACGGUGCCCCGAGCGCGCCUCACCUGCGAGCGGGCGCGUCCCGGGCUUCCACCCUCCGAGACCCGGGGCCUGCCCACGGGAAGGCGUGGAUUCGCCCCCAUCCUUCCCGCCCAACGCCCACGCCCACGCUUCCACGGCGCCGUCGCCCCAGCCCGCCGCCCGUGCAGGAUCGGGGGCUGCCCGGGCCCCUACAGCUCUCGCCAGCGCGGGUCCCCGGACCGCUGCCGGGCGCCUCCCCAGCCGCCCCGCGCCUCCCCCGCCGCCCCACUCCGGGACACGCCGCCGACAGGGCGGCGACUGGGGCGAGGGAGGGGCCGCCCUGCCCGCCUCCUGCCUCCCGGGGCCUGGAGCGCGCGUGGCCCCUGCGCCGCCGGCGCCGCGCGGGGAAUUGCUGUGCAGCGCUCCGAGCCCGGAUUCGGCUGGCUCGGCUCGGCGCGGGCGGGCAGGCGAAAGGAUGCUGGCGGGCUUCCCCGGGCUCUGCCCGCGCUCCCGCCGGGGAGGGCCCCGCGCGCGCCCCUAGCCGCCGCGGGUGCAGGGGAGGGGUCCGGAGAGUCGCGCUCGCCGCCGCCCGCGCCUGCCGGCACCGGAGCCGCAGCCCCAGGGCGGGCGCGCUGGGCCGGCGCCUCCGGAUCUCCCGGCCCCCGUCGCCGCCGCCGCCUCCUUCCCCCUGCGGCCGGACGCCCGCGGAUGCUGAGGGGCAGCGCUGCGCCUCUCAGGGCCGGAUCCCGGGCCUGACGGCGGGAGAUCGUGCUCCGGCCGGGGCCCCAGGCGCUAGCGGGGCGGCGCGGCUCUGCGGGGAGCAGCCCUCGGGCGCGUUGAGUCCUCCCACCCCGGCCCGCGCGGGAACCGUCCCGGAGCACGCGGUGGCCGAGUUCCCGCACAGCUCUAGAUGAUCAGCGCUACCUGUGCCCUGGAAACCCACUCUGUGUUCCUGCUGGAGGUGGCUGCCCCUCUGUCCAGCCAAGAAGAGGCCCUCAGACCCCCUCUCCCCCAGGUCUCAGAGAGCCCUGAGAGGUGGCCCC